GUAGCCUCACAAAGACCAGACCCCAGGCAGGCCUUGGGGUGAAGCUUUGACUAGCUUCCUGGGACCAGUUUAGGAGCAACAUCGGACCUUCACCUUAACCCUUAGAAGCGCACGUGGAAGGUGGACAUGGCCAACAGGGGCCACACUCAAUCCAGGGCCCUGGCCUGGGCCCUGGGACUGACCCUGGUAUGGAUCCUGCUGGGUGCCUGUGGAGGGAGCCGCCCACUCCCAGCUUUGUCCCGAAGACACCAUAGGCUGGCGGCAGAUCUUGGCACAGGCCAGCUGCACCUUGCAGAGAUGGACACACCAGAGGCAUCGGGCCCUGAGAUGGUCUCAGAACACUGUGGGGAGCCGAGCCCCGGGUGCGAAUCCUUUCUGGGACACCUCCAAGUCGCCCUCCACAAUCGCUUCCGCCUGUUGUUACUGGGGAUACGCCAGGCGCAGCCGCUCUGUUCCGAGCUCUGCGACAUCUGGUUCGCCACGUGUGAAAGUGAUAUUACCUGCGGUCCGACUUGGCUCCCACUCCUAGAAAAGAGGGGCUGUGAGCCUCGCUGCACUACCUACGAGCAGACCUUCGCUGACGGGGCGGACCUUUGCCGCUCGGUUCUGGGCUACGCCCUGCCAGUGGCCGCUCCUGGCGCCGAUCACUGCCUCAACAUUUCCAUCUCGGUACUGCCGGGGUCCAGACAGGAACGGAAGGCCCAGGAAGUCACCUUUCCGCGUUCCCGCCGUUCACGCACCUGGAUCCUGGAUGCUCCCGGCAGCGGGAGCGGCAGUGGAAGCGGCAGCGGCCCCUAG
Molecule: messenger RNA, 798 nt
Organism: Nyctereutes procyonoides (raccoon dog)
Lineage: Eukaryota; Metazoa; Chordata; Mammalia; Carnivora; Canidae
Gene: RTBDN
Product: retbindin
Exons: 6
Coding region: 127-798 (223 amino acids)
Cellular component (GO): external side of plasma membrane
Molecular function (GO): riboflavin binding; riboflavin transmembrane transporter activity; signaling receptor activity
Source: RefSeq, a predicted model, not a curated record